Molecule: messenger RNA, 761 nt
Organism: Talpa occidentalis (Iberian mole)
Lineage: Eukaryota; Metazoa; Chordata; Mammalia; Eulipotyphla; Talpidae
Product: complex I assembly factor TMEM126B, mitochondrial-like
Biological process (GO): mitochondrial respiratory chain complex I assembly
Cellular component (GO): mitochondrion
Source: RefSeq, a predicted model, not a curated record
AUGGCGGCGCCCGGGCGCGAGGCCGGGGCUGGCCAGGGGGCGGCGAGCAUGGCGCUCGUGGGAGCCGGGGGUGCGCCCCAGGACCUCAAGGUGGCAACAUACACAUAUGGUCAACCCAAUCCAUUUCUAGUAGAUGCAAAACUCAGAAGAUCAGUCAUCAGCGAAAUCAUAGAAAAAAUUGAAUAUCUUACAAAAGAAACAACUUUAAAUAUAAAGGGAACAGUGUUCUUUGAAACAACAGCUAGUUUCUCUGGAAUGUUGGCAAACUUCAUUUUCAGAAAUUGCUUUAAGGUUCAACAUGAUGCUCUGAAGAUAUACACAUCAUUAGCUACACUUCCAUUUUUGUCUACUGUAGUAGCUUACAAGCUUUUUGUAACUGAUGCUUUGAAUUCAGGUAAUAUAAGCCAGGAAAACUGUGUUCUGAGAAGUUCCCUGGUUGGCAUAGUAUGUGGUGUUUUAUAUCCCAGUGCUUUGGCUUUUUCUAGAAAUGGACAUCUGGCAGUCAAGUAUCAUACUGUUCUGCUGCCGUCAAAAGGAAGGGUUUUACUUCACUGGCUAUUGCUUUGUCAAACAGAGAUAAAGGCAAUGGCAAACCUGCUAGUCUUUCAAACAGUCUUUGCAAUACUUACUGGGCUGCGUCAUUAUUCAAUAUUUGAAAGUACACUUGAGAAAACUGUACAUGAAGAUUAAUCAAAGAAUGCUAAGUCCACAGAAUGGAUUUUUUUUUAUGAUGAGGACGCAGGUACUGCUGAAAGAGUUAA